Trichoderma gamsii is the source of this 768-nucleotide messenger RNA. RefSeq lists its product as hypothetical. The coding region runs from base 1 to 768 and encodes 255 amino acids. Lineage: Eukaryota; Fungi; Ascomycota; Sordariomycetes; Hypocreales; Hypocreaceae. The record is from RefSeq and is a predicted model, not a curated record. The transcript has 2 exons.
AUGAUUGGCUUCAAAGCAAAGAAUCGCUUAUUUCUUUCGGCUCUUUUCCAAGGCUUGUUACUUGCCAACAGUCGUGCUUUGCCUGCCCCUAGGGACGCGUCUCGCAAUACGAUAGUCAUUGCAGGGGUAACUGUUAUCGACACUCUUCUCGUCCGAGAUGCGCAGAGCUUCGCCCGUGAGCAUAUGCUCGACUCUAUCUAUAAUCAUGUGAUGCGAUCAUGGCUACUUUCUGCAACUAUUAUUAACCCCAACGAGACUCUGCGCGCUACUAUUGAUCUUGAAGUCCAUGAAAUUGCUUCAAUUCUUCACGACAUCGGCUUGGAUCCUCAUGCUCAUUCUGCAAUUGUUAGCCCAGAUAGGCGCUUUGAGGUAGAUGGCGCUUUUGCCGCUACGAAAUUCGUCAAGGAGCACAAGGAUGGCCAAACUUGGGAUACCCAACGGCUGCGGCUCCUUUGGGACUCUAUUGCCCUGCAUUCCACGUUUACGAUUGCCGAUUAUAAGGAACUCGAGGUGCAGUUUGUGAGCAAAGGAGCGGUAGAAGACUUCAUUGGACCAUCUCUUCCGGUAACUAUGCCCGAUUGGAAUACUUUAACGGAGCAAUUCCCGCGGACAAACUUUAGCAGCAAUUUCAACGAGUCCAUUAUUCAUCUCUGCAUGGCAAAGCCAAACACAACCUAUGAUAACUGGAUGCAGCCAUUUGGAGAUCGUUAUGCGCCAGGCUACUCUUCUAAAGGCCAUGACCUGAUUGAUAUCCCUGUUUAUCCCUGA